UCGAAAUAUAUUCGAAUUUGCGAGUUUAUUGAAAAAAAUUCAAAUCAAUAGUGCCUCCACCAAUUAUAUAAACAUAUAUAAGCAGUAUCUCGAAAAGUCGAAUGCCGCCAAAUCAGAUGUUCAAAUAACGAUUUGUGGGUGGCAACCGUGAUUCAUAUCGUUUGAUGUAUACGUUCAGUGAGAUCUUUUUUAUAUUAUGCAUGUCAUAAAUUUUUAUACGAUCAUUAUAUACUUAUCGCCGUAUUAUCAACGAAAAUUAGCCAAAUUUGGUAUUGUCAAUUUCGGAACGAUGAAAAGAUGUUUCGAAAUCUGAGAUUGAUCUUCGGCAAAAUUCAACAAAAUCCGGCAAGAUCUUUCCAUUUAAGCGUACAGCGGUAUUUGCAAAGUCUGAGGGAACCCUCUCAACCGUUGAAGCGAUGUCCAAAAUGGGUUUGCGUGGAAGAUGCAGUAAAAAUCAUAAAUUCAGAACAUUUAGUUUUCAUACAAGGUGGUACGGCCACGCCGAUGGAGCUCGUGCGCGCCAUGACCGAGCACGGGGUAUGCAACAAUUUGCGCGGCGUCAGACUGGUGCAUAUGAGUCUCGAGGGAGAUACACCGUUUGUUAAUCCCGAGUUUGAGAAGCACUUCAGGUCCAUCAGCCUGUACGUGGGUACUAAUAUCAGGGAAGCGGUGAAUGACGGACGAGCGGACUGCAUCCCGGUAUUCCUGCACGAGGUACCGAGGUUGUUCUACGAGAAGAGAAUCGUGCCCGACAUCGCGCUGAUCCACGUGAGCAUGCCGGACGCACGUGGAUUCUGUUCGCUCGGUGUGGGCGCGGAUUGCACCCGCGCCGCGAUUUGCACCGCCAAAGUUCUCAUCGCGCAAGUAAACGAGCACAUGCCAAGGUGCUUUGGCGACACAGUGAUCCACUCUAGUCAUUUUGACUGGGCAGUGAGAUAUGAUUGUCCUUUACCUUGUGUGGUUUGUCCACCGCCUAACGAUCUUGAACUCGAAAUUGGCAAGAUCAUUGCGCAGCGUUUGAUCGAGGAUGGAGCAACGUUGCAGCUCGGUAUAGGUAAUAUUCCCGACGCGUUACUCUGUGCUUUGGUCAAUCACAAGGAUCUGGGAAUACACUCGGAGAUUCUUUGCGAUGCGAUGGUCGAUCUCGUCGAGCACGGCAACAUCACGAACAAAUGCAAGACUAAGCAUAGAGGACGUAUGGUCGGUUCUUUUGGCAUCGGCACAAAACGAUUAUACGAUUUUCUGCAUAACAACCCAUUUGUCGGUACUUAUGACAAUAAACUUAAUCUUGAUUGAAACAAGACGCUCCUACAUUAUUUUUCACUUGAAAUUAUAUCGUAUCGAUUGCUAGAAAUGCUAGCGAUCAAUUAUGUGAACGAUCCUCGGAUAAUCUCGAUGCAGCCAAAAAUGACGUCUAUUAAUUCUUGUAUUGAGAUGGAUCUUACCGGCCAGGUGUGCUCGGACAGUUUAGGCUGUAAGAUAUAUUCCGGCUUCGGCGGCCAGUUGGAUUUUCUUCGAGGUGCGGCGAUUAGUCAGGAUGGUCGUGGAAAGGCUAUCAUCGCGUUCCCCUCAGUCAACAGCAAGGGAGAGAGUAAAAUACAACCAGUGCUUAAACUCGGAGCUGGUGUGGUGGUUACGAGAGCUCACGUGCAUUACAUAGUCACAGAACACGGAGUAGCGGAUCUUUUCGGUAAAACCUUACAACAAAGGGCGAAUGCAUUGAUUCAAAUUGCGCAUCCCGAUCAUAGAGAAUGUCUCGAGAAGUCCGCGUUUGACCGUUUGAAAUCUAAUCCAACAAAAUAUCUUUAACAUAUUUUGUGUGAUAUGUAAAUAUAUUUCAAAUUAUGUGAUAGUUUAAGUUUUAUAUUAUGUACGAGAGAGAGGCAGAAAUUUCUUUAAGUACAUGUAUUUUAAUUUAAAUUUGGAUCACUAAAUUAAUGCCACAUAAAUAUUCUGCGUCCAAAAUUAAAGAUAUUUUAAAU
This is a messenger RNA of Cataglyphis hispanica, 1982 nucleotides long. Its product is annotated as 4-hydroxybutyrate coenzyme A transferase-like. Lineage: Eukaryota; Metazoa; Arthropoda; Insecta; Hymenoptera; Formicidae. Gene Ontology annotation, molecular function: acetate CoA-transferase activity. Gene Ontology annotation, cellular component: mitochondrion. The transcript is spliced from 5 exons. Gene Ontology annotation, biological process: acetate metabolic process. The record is from RefSeq and is a predicted model, not a curated record.